AUGGAUAGUCAAGGGGGCGCAGGGGGAAACAACAAUUCCAGCGACUUCGUGCGCAAAUUGUACAAAAUGCUUGAAGACCCCUCGUACUCCUCAGUAGUGCGAUGGGGCGACGAUGGCGACAGUUUCGUCGUACUAGAGAACGAAAAGUUCACCAAAUCCAUCCUGCCGAAACACUUCAAACAUUCCAACUUUGCCAGUUUUGUCCGGCAGUUAAACAAGUACGACUUUCACAAGGUGCGGCAGAACAACGAGGACGGCGGAAUGUCGACCUACGGGGCCAAUGCGUGGGAAUUCCGGCAUCCAGAGUUCAAGGCAAACAGCAAAGAUACGCUCGACAAUAUCCGGCGGAAAGCCCCGGCUCCUCGGAAGCCGUCAGGCCUGAACGAUGAGCAAAUACCCAUACAACAGAUUGAUUUGAUGAACCAGCAAAUAGUAGCACAAGCACAACAGAUUGAGUCGCUAGUUCAGGCAAACAAUCAACUUCAAAUCAACCACCAGAUGGUGGUCCAAGAGCUUCUACGAAUACAAAAGACGGUCCUCAAUCACGAUCGCGUCAUGCAGGAUGUCAUGACGUUCUUGCAUUCGGUAGAUGCGAAGCAGCGGAGGGACAGCAAAGCACUUUUCGCGCCGCAAGCAGAUCCCACGCAGACGAGCACCACCUUGACCCCAACAAGCCAGAACAUGCCUCAACCAGAGGACGACGCGCCUGCUUCCCCUCUCCAGCAUGCGUCAAAACUGUUGAAUGAUCUAAAUGCAGACAUCCAAUUCAACAUCUCUGGCUUGGAACAGAUGCACACCAAUAUCGCAACUCCACCUAUCAACUCAGAUCCCCGGAACCUACAGUAUAGGGGACAGAGCUCUUCCAACUCGAGCGCCAGCAUGGCCUUCGCCAAGAUGGACCCGUCGCAACUGGAAACCGUCGUGUAUCCGAUGGGCACGAACAACGGUAUUGACCCGAUGUCCAGCGAAUACAUCCACAACAUUCCCUACCCCAUGCCUUCAAAAGACAGCCCUCAUGACCCUCGAGCACAAUUUGCCGAUUCUCGCAAGAAGAGUGCAUCAGCGGAUCCUGGCUGGAGCCGGUCACCGAGGAUAUUGUUGGUUGAAGACGACCCCACGUGUCGACAAAUUGGCGGAAAGUUUUUGUAUUCUUUCAACUGUGUGGUAGACAGUGCUUUUGAUGGCCUCGAGGCUGUCGGUAAAAUGCAAGACGGAAACAAGUAUGACAUGAUAUUGAUGGAUAUUAUCAUGCCCAACCUCGAUGGUGUAUCUGCAUGCCAUAUUAUCCGGCAAUUCGAUCGGACACCCAUAGUUGCGAUGACGUCCAACAUCAGAUCCGACGACAUCCAGAUGUACUUCCAUCAUGGAAUGGACGAUGUGCUCCCGAAGCCGUUUACGCGAAAGUCGCUUCUCGACAUGCUUGAAAAACACCUGAUGCACCUGAAGAAGGUGCCUCAGAUGGAGGGCCCGCCUAUGCCGGCUAUGGCUCCCGGUGGUCUUUCCUCUACCACGCACACUGUGCGCGAUGACGGCUCGUCAGGCGCAUCUCCUGCUGGAUCAAGCGGGACUUGGAAUUCUCCUAGUCAGUACUCUGGAGCAUCCCCAGUCAACCCGAAUCUGCACUUGGGCGCGCUCCCCCAACAGCAGCCACAGCAACAGCAACAUUUUAUCGAUGCGAAUGGUAACAUCGCGUCCUUUCAAAGCGCCCCACAGACCCCAAUGGGCAUGAGGCAAAGUGCAAUGCAGAAUCAUGCGCACAGAAGAGGGCCGUCUGACAUGUCGGGCGGAAUGGACGUGGCCAACGCGAAUAAACGGCAGCGUAUUUAUGGUUCACAACAAACAGUGGCACCUCCAUUGCGGCAAUAA
This is a messenger RNA of Exophiala spinifera, 1866 nucleotides long. RefSeq lists its product as uncharacterized. The record is from RefSeq and is a predicted model, not a curated record. Gene Ontology annotation, biological process: regulation of DNA-templated transcription; phosphorelay signal transduction system. Gene Ontology annotation, molecular function: phosphorelay response regulator activity; DNA-binding transcription factor activity; sequence-specific DNA binding. The coding region runs from base 1 to 1866 and encodes 621 amino acids. Lineage: Eukaryota; Fungi; Ascomycota; Eurotiomycetes; Chaetothyriales; Herpotrichiellaceae. The transcript is spliced from 2 exons.